This is a messenger RNA of Saccharomycopsis crataegensis, 1155 nucleotides long. RefSeq names its product NAD(P)/FAD-dependent oxidoreductase. Lineage: Eukaryota; Fungi; Ascomycota; Saccharomycetes; Ascoideales; Saccharomycopsidaceae. The coding region runs from base 1 to 1155 and encodes 384 amino acids. The record is from RefSeq and is a predicted model, not a curated record. Gene Ontology annotation, cellular component: cytoplasm. The transcript has a single exon. Gene Ontology annotation, molecular function: flavin adenine dinucleotide binding; electron-transferring-flavoprotein dehydrogenase activity.
AUGUCCUCUUCAAAUUGGAAUAUCAAGAUUCCAAAAGUCACCAUCAUUGGUGCCGGUACCUUUGGGAUUAAUGCUGCCAACACCCUUGCCAAGUCCUAUCCACAUUAUGAAGUCACUUUGAUUUCCAAAAAAGACUUUGCUCUCAAUUUGAUGGCCACCCAUAGACUUGUAACCGAAGGAUUUAAUCCAGAAGAGGUGACAAGACCUCUUAGCUCUGUUGUUGCCAAAGGUGUCAAGAUUGUUGUUGCCAAGGAUGUCCUCAAUUUCGACGAUAAAUCGACCGAUAUCAUCAUUACUAAUGACGAUGAUCUAAAUAUCCCCCAUGAUAUCUUGAUUCUUGCUACUGGUGCCAAAUGGACACAUCCAAUUGCUACCCAAGAUUUUGGCUCAGACUUAAAGUCCAUGCAGAAUUAUCUAGAUGACCAAAUUGAAAAACUCAAAGAUGCAAAGAAAGUGGUGGUAGCUGGUUUGGGAUUUGUCGGGAGCGAGUUGGCUGGCGAAUUGGGUUAUCGAUUCAAGCAGCAAUUGGCAACCGGUAAAAAACAAAUCAUUUGUGUCCAUCCAUCCGAUAGCGUUUUGGAUGAGCACUAUAAAUACACCAUCAGACACUCAAUUCAAAGACAACUAGAAGAAAUGAAUCUUACAUUGAUGCUUCAUGAUGUUGCAUUGUAUGAUGAGUCUGAUCCACGUACUGUUAUUCUCAGAUCCUCCAAUUCUGUGAUCGAAGAUGUCGAUGUUUUCUACAAUUGUACCGGCCCACAACCAAACGUUCCACGUACAAAUUUAACCGACUUGGAGCUUAGCAACAGAGGUUUCAUUAAAGUCAAAAAGACCUACCAAACUUUAAAAUAUCCUAACAUCUUUGCAAUUGGUGAUAUCAAUAACAUUCCUGGCAAAAAGAUGGUCAAUAGAGAGGAACAAAUCCAAGUCUUGAAGACAAAUGUUCAUGCCCUUCUCACCGGUUCCAAAAAUGUCUUUAGAGAAUUUGAAAAUAGAGAGAAACCUAUUGGCAUUUCUUUAGGACCUAAGGCCGGUGUUGGCCAAUUAACACUUCCAGUUAUUGGGGUUAUCAAAUUGCCAGAAUUUCUUGUUGUCCAGGCAAAAAGUAAAUAUUUAUACACUGAUAAGCUUGACGAAGUGUUAGGAAAGGUAUAG